AGGUGGUCGGGGUCCUGCAGGAGUCCUCCUCCCCCGAGGCCGUCGAGCUGGUGGACCUGCUGACGUGCUUCGACAUGGAGGGCCUGCUCUACUCGCACGACCAGAUCGCGGCGCGCGGCUCACCGGCUGACUCUGGGGAGCCGGAGCCGGCGCCGGCGCUGGACGACUACGCUGAGCGCGUGCACCACUACACCGACCCGCGAGUGCGUGUCAUACGGCUGGAGAAGACCAACGAGCCGCUGGGCGCCACCGUGAAGAACGAGGGUGAUUCAGUGCUGGUCGGCCGGAUCGUGAAGGGAGGAGCGGCCGACAAGUCCGGCCUCCUCCGGCCAGGGGACGAGAUUCUGGAGGUCAACGGCAUCGAGAUGAGGGGCAAGUCGGUGGAUGAUGUGUGUGACAUCCUGGCCGGCAUGACGGGCAGCCUGGUGUUCCUGGCGCUGCCCAGAGACGAGCAGGAGGAGCCCGAGAAGACCAAACCGCCCCAGGCAGUGUUACACGUGAAGGCGCACUUUGACUAUGACCCGGAGGACGACAUCUACAUGCCGUGCCGCGAGAUCGGCAUGUCGUUCCAGAAGGGCGACAUCCUGCACGUGACCAGUCAGGAGGACCCCGACUGGUGGCAGGCCACGCGCGACGGAGAUGAGGACCUGCCGCUUAGUGGGCUCAUACCCAGCCUCAGCUUCCAGACACAGAGGGAAACACUCAAACAAUCAAUCAUAGAUAGCAGUCGAAAGGAGGGCAAGAAGAAUAAGUUCCUGUGUGCUAAGCGUACGAAUAAGAAGAAGCGGAAAAUGUAUAAUGCAGAGUACAAUGAUGAUUACGAGGCGAACGAGAUCCUCACGUACGAGGAGGUGGGCCUGUACUACCCACGCGCCAACCACAAGCGUCCAGUGGUGCUGAUCGGACCGCCCAACAUCGGCCGCCACGAGCUGCGUCAGAAGCUGAUGGAGGACACGGAGCGCUUCUCGGCGGCCGUGCCCCACACGAGUCGGCCCCGCAAGGACACAGAGGUGGACGGCCAGGACUACCACUUCAUCUCGCGGCCGCAGUUCGAGCAGGACAUCGUCAACCGGCUGUUUGUCGAGCACGGCGAGUACGAGCGCGCUUACUACGGCACCAGUGUCAGCGCCAUCCGCACCGUGGUCAACAGCAGCAAGAUCUGCGUGCUCAACCUGCACCCGCACAGCCUGAAAAUCCUCAAAACCACCGACCUGAAGCCUUUCGUGGUGUUCGUCGCGCCGCCGUCGCUGGAGAAGUUGCGACAGCUCAAACAGAAGGCCGGCGAACAAGUCAGGGACGACGAACUGAAGCAGAUCAUAGAGAAGGCGCGCGAAAUUGAGGAAGUGUACGGUCACUAUUUCGACAUCGUCAUCAUCAACUCUGACCUGAACCGGGCGUACGAGCAGCUCAUCCACGAGAUCAACACGCUGGAGCGCGAGCCGCAGUGGGUGCCGGCCUCGUGGCUGCGGCAGGACCUGGCGUAGCGGCGUCCCGGCAGCGAGCGGCCGCUCCGGCCCCGCCGCCCGGCUGAGCUCCGGCCGCGUUACCCGGCGCCGCCUCCCGCCCGCGGCCUGCUGCCCACUCAUCGCCAGCGGCCGGCGCCAGCUCCGUUUUGUGGUAUUUCUUCUUUGGCCGCGUUGUGAGGCCGGCGGGCCCACCGCGCACGUCCGGGGCCGCGGCUCGGCGCACCCGGGGGACGUCACUCGACACCCGGUGCCGAUAUUCGGCACUGGCCGGCGGCGCGGGGCGGGCCGGCCGGGCGGCGCGUGCUUCCAGACGGCGGCCGGCCUCGGUGCUCGUCUUCCCGUGUGUCGCGCCCAGGGAGGGCUCUCUCCACCGGUCGGCCGCGGGGCCCGCCACCGCUCACCAGCGCCCGUGUACAGGAUCGCCCCGACCUGUGUAUAGCGUUAUUACGUUACCCUGUAUAUUGUUGUUACCGUGUAUACCUGAAAAUAAAUAUACGUUUCACGCAGUG
Amphibalanus amphitrite is the source of this 1975-nucleotide messenger RNA. RefSeq names its product protein PALS1-like. Lineage: Eukaryota; Metazoa; Arthropoda; Thecostraca; Balanomorpha; Balanidae. Gene Ontology annotation, biological process: establishment or maintenance of epithelial cell apical/basal polarity; morphogenesis of an epithelial sheet; establishment or maintenance of polarity of embryonic epithelium. The transcript is spliced from 9 exons. Gene Ontology annotation, cellular component: plasma membrane; adherens junction. Gene Ontology annotation, molecular function: protein binding. The record is from RefSeq and is a predicted model, not a curated record. The coding region runs from base 75 to 1484 and encodes 469 amino acids.